AAUCUGGUGGCUGACAUAGGAACUUGCCGCGAAUAGGAACAAAUCAAGAUGGCCGCAACCAACUCGAGUUUAGCCAGUGAAAUUCCAACGAAGAAGGAGGAUGAAUUCAACGAAUUUUAUUCGGAAGUCAAAGAAAUUGAAAAAAGGGAUUCCGUGUUGACUCCCAAACAACAAAUCGACAGAUUAUUGCGGCCUGGUUCUUCUUACUUUAAUUUAAAUCCAUUUGAAGUUUUACAAAUAGAUCCAAGUACUUCUAUAGAUGAAAUCAAAAAAAAAUAUCGACGUAUGUCAAUACUUGUGCAUCCCGACAAGAAUCAAGAUGACGCAGAGAGGGCACAACAAGCAUUUGAAAUUGUUAAUAAAGCAUGGAAGACAUUGGAAAAUGAAGAAACGAGAGCAAAAUGUAUGGAUGUUAUUGAAGAGGCAAAGGCUCGUACAGAUCACAUGAUCGCUGAGAAAAAGAAAAAAUUAAAAAAAGAAGGCAAGACUGACAAUUCGACAGGUACUAUGUUAGAGGAAGAAACCGAAGAAGGAUAUAGGCAUGCUGUUUGGGUGAUGACAAUGAAAUUAUUUGCCGAUAUGGAAAGACGAAGAAGAGAAUUAGCAACCAGAGAUGCCGAACAACGAAAGAGAAAACGAGAGGAAGAAUUAUCCGCGGAAGCUCAAGCGGCCCUGGAACGUGAAUGGCAAAGAAACUUCGAAGAAUCUAGACAAUCACGAGUCGAUAGCUGGAAAGCUUUUCAAUCUGGCUCGAAUGCAACUAAACAAAAGAAAGCAAAAAAAUUAAAAGCCUUUAGGCCACCAAAAACGAAGGCCGAAUCACGAUAAUUAAUGGGAACUUAUCGCCUUUACUUCUCAUCGGAUUUAGAACCUUUUUCAAUCUCAUUUGCUCCAAUGUUAUUUCAUAGAUAUUUUCAGCAAGAAAAAUUCUAGAUCAUAUUACUUAUAUACAUAACACAUUGUGUGUCAUCGUACGCGCGUGAACUCUUACAAAUGUCCAUUAAAAUAUUAUUAUCGUCGAUUUUCUCACUUUCAAUCCACUUAUAUAUAUUUAUAUAUAUAUAAUAUAUAUAUGUAUAUAUAUAUAUAUAUAUAUAUAUAUAUAUAUAUAUAUAUAUAGAAAGAAAGUUGUUACUCUUAUUGAGAAUCAAAGUAAGAAAAAAAGGAAAAAAGAAAGAAAAUGAAAAAAAGGGAAAAAAAAGAAAAAAAGAAACAAAAGAACAAGAAGAAAGAAUAUUCGAGUGUUAGAAAUGUGCGGUAAGAGGGGAGGGGGGUGU
Messenger RNA from Vespa velutina, 1277 nucleotides. Its product is annotated as dnaJ homolog subfamily C member 8. The record is from RefSeq and is a predicted model, not a curated record. Bases 49 to 828 code for a protein of 259 amino acids. NCBI's taxonomy places the organism in Eukaryota, Metazoa, Arthropoda, Insecta, Hymenoptera, Vespidae. Gene Ontology annotation, cellular component: nucleus. The transcript has 6 exons.